Molecule: messenger RNA, 7843 nt
Organism: Cuculus canorus (common cuckoo)
Lineage: Eukaryota; Metazoa; Chordata; Aves; Cuculiformes; Cuculidae
Gene: GUCY2F
Product: guanylate cyclase 2F, retinal
Exons: 19
Coding region: 553-3930 (1125 amino acids)
Biological process (GO): intracellular signal transduction; cGMP biosynthetic process; receptor guanylyl cyclase signaling pathway
Molecular function (GO): peptide receptor activity; protein kinase activity; guanylate cyclase activity
Source: RefSeq, a predicted model, not a curated record
UAUGAGUUCAUCUUCGCACUAAGGCAGUUCGGAGUGAGGUAACCUUGGAGCUCUGCAAGAGCUUCAUUGAGGGACUAAAGCCUUGGUGGGAGGUACCUCAAGUCGUACUACCCUGGAGGAGAAGGAUAGUCCUCACUGAAAGGAACACAGGAAGCUUUUGACACGACGUGGAGGGUCCCAGAGCACCCACUCAGCUGGAGUGACCCAUGCAAGCAAGAAGUUGAAGGCGGUGGGCACCCAUGAGCAUUUGCAGCGGAGGCUGACUAUGCAUCGCAUCUCCUUGAGUAGUUGGGACCCACAUCCAAGGACAGGUGUUGCCAGCAGUGAGAAGCUGCUCUGCUGGUGGGUGGCUCUUUCUGAAGGUCUCUCUCCAUCAGACUAGAGGACCUGUGGGAGUUUUUACAGCACACACUUCACUGCGGAGCUCUGCGUUGCAUGUCUUUGUGGCUGAGGAUUCAGGAUAAAAAUACUUCUCCAGUAAUGAAGAGCAGCUGAUGAUGCACUGCCUGGCUUCCUGAAGAACUGGGUGCAGUCCUACCAGCCUGUAAAACAAUGUCAUUUCCCCUGCUGUGUCCUCACAGCUUAUUCUGGGUGCUGUCAAGGCACGCAAUGUUGCAUCGGUUUAACACUGGAAAUUCAUUCAAGACAUUUGUCAAGGCUCUCUUGUGGCUCCUGUUUGGAAUAAUCCUACUUUGCUCUCCAGCACAUUGUUCUGUUUUUAAAAUUGGACUAGUUGGACCCUGGAACUGUGACCCCUUCUUUUCCAAGGCCUUUCCUCAUGUGGCUGCCAGGUUAGCAGUGGGACGAAUAAGCAAAGAUCCUUCACUAAAUCUUGGCCACAGGUUGGAUUAUGUGGUCCUGCAAGAAGAAUGUGAGACAUCAGCUGCUCUGGUUAAAUUCAUUGACUUCGGAAAGCGUUCCUCAGCUUUCAUAGGCCCUCUGAACCCUGGCUUCUGUGAGGUGGCUACAUUUUUAGGGGAAAACUGGAAUAAAGCCAUCUUCUCAUGGAUGUGUAUCAAUUACAAACUAGAUUCUAGCAUCCACCACCCUACAUUUGCAAGGACCCUGCCCUCUCCCACCCGAGUAUUGUUUACAAUAAUGAAAUAUUUUAACUGGGCUCAUGUUGGCAUCAUUGCUUCUAACGAGGAUAUUUGGAUGGACACAGCCAACAAGUUAGCGAGCGCACUCAGGAACCAGGGGCUUCCUGUAGGCAUUGUUACAUCCAUGCGUAAAGGAGAAAAAGGCAUUGAAGAUACCUGGAAUGAGAUUAAAGCAGUUCAUGGCCUCAGAAUUAUACUCCUGUGCAUGCAUUCUGUGCUCAUUGGAGGGAAGGAACAAGCUACCUUACUCACAAAAGCUCUGGAAAUGGGACUAGCAGAUGGAAGAUAUGUCUUCGUUCCAUACGACACUUUACUGUACAGUCUUCCUUACCAAAACAGCUCAUUCAAUGUCUUUGAUAAUGACAACAAGCUCCAGGAAGCAUACGAUGCUGUGCUGACUAUCACACUGGCAUCUGGAGAAAGGACUUUCUAUGAUGCAUUCAGGGAAGCUAAAGAAAGCGGUGAGAUAAUCGGAGAUUUGGAAGCCACUCAGGUUUCUCCACUUUUUGGAACAAUCUAUGAUGCGAUUUACUUCAUGGCGAUGGCUAUAGACAGUGCUUUGAGGAAAGGAGCCAGAGUUUCAGGAGCUAACAUAGCUAAGCACACAAAAAACUUCAGUUUCCCUGGAUUUAGUCACUGGGUAGAGACAGACAGCUGUGGGAAGGGGCUGAGUAACUACGUGAUAUUGGACACAGAUGGUUGUGGGAACCAACUUUUCCCAACCCAUUUGCUGAACAUGUCUUCAGACGCUGUGAAGUCUCUAGGCCGGGCAAUCCACUUUCCUAGCGGAGCUCCACCCAAGCCAGACUCCAGCUGUUGGUUUGAUCCAGAUGUUCUCUGCAAUGGAGGGAUUGAGCCUACAGUCGUGAUUUUGGGAGUGAUGUUGAUAUUUGCCCUGCUGCUUUUUGCUGCAGGCCUGGCUUCUCUCAUCAGGCAUAGUAUCUUGAACAGCCAGCUAUUCAGGGGUCCUAAUAAAAUAAUAAUGACCUUGGAUGACCUUAUCUUCAUCAACCCGGAGCUAUAUAAAAAGAGGCUGACCUUGGACAGUCUGACUGAUGCAACCAGUGUAGCAGCCGAUGGCAGAAGCCUGAAAUCUGUAACCCGUUCUCUUUCCUUGAAAAGUACAGAUGCCACCCAUGAAACUUCCAAUGUGGCUUUGUAUGAGGGAGACUGGGUGUGGCUGAAAAAAUUUGAGACUGGAGCAGUCCACAAGCUGCGACAAAGCUCCACCAGCAUCUUGAGGAAGAUGAAAGAUCUGCGUCAUGAAAAUGUGAAUCUCUUCCUGGGCUUUUUCUCUGACUGUGGCAUCUUUGCCAUAGUGACAGAGUACUGCUCCCGAGGAAGCCUGGAGGACUUGUUGAGAAAUGAAGAUAUGAAACUGGAUUGGAUGUUUAAGUCCUCUCUUGUGAUGGAUCUAAUUAAAGGUAUUAGAUAUUUACAUCACCGAGAUUUAGCCCAUGGACGUCUCAAGUCUCGUAACUGUGUUGUGGAUGGUCGGUUUGUGCUGAAGAUCACUGACUAUGGCUAUAACGAGCUCUUAGAAGCACAGAAAUGCCCAUAUAUUCAGCCACCCCCAGAAGAAUUGCUCUGGACAGCUCCUGAGUUACUGAGAGACCCAGACAUGCGCAGAAAAGGCACGUUCAAAGGGGACAUUUACAGCUUUGCAAUUAUCCUACAAGAAGUGGUUGUUCGGGGUCCACCAUACUGCAUGUCAGAUCUUUCAGCCGAAGAAAUUAUAAAGAAAGUGAAGAAACCCCCUCCCUUGUGCCGCCCCAACAUAGUCCCAGAGUUGGCUCCCCUGGAGUGCAUCCAGGUAAUGAAGCAAUGCUGGGGUGAAGCCCCUGAACGGCGUCCAACCUUUGAGGAGGUAUUUUAUAAGUUCAAAACCAUCAACAAAGGGAAAAAGACCAAUAUCAUUGACUCAAUGCUCAGGAUGCUUGAGCAAUAUUCAAGCAAUCUGGAAGAUUUAAUCAGGGAGCGGACCGAAGAGCUAGAGGUUGAAAAACAGAAGACAGAAAAACUACUGUCACAAAUGCUUCCCCCAUCAGUGGCGGAAGCCCUCAAGACUGGUGGCACUGUGGAGCCUGAGUAUUUUGAUCAGGUGACCAUCUACUUCAGUGACAUUGUGGGCUUCACAACCAUUUCAGCCCUCAGUGAACCCAUUGAAGUAGUUGACCUUCUGAAUGACCUUUACACACUGUUUGAUGCUGUUCUUGGAAACCACGAUGUUUACAAGGUGGAGACAAUUGGUGAUGCCUACAUGGUUGCCUCAGGGCUCCCAAAACGGAACGGAAACAAGCAUGCGGCUGAGAUAGCCAACAUGUCCCUGGACAUCCUCAGCUCAGUGGGAACAUUCAAAAUGAGACACAUGCCAGAAAUUCCCCUCAAGAUACGAAUUGGGCUGCACACAGGGCCUUGCGUGGCUGGUGUGGUGGGGCUUACCAUGCCACGGUACUGCCUCUUUGGAGACACGGUGAACACAGCAUCACGAAUGGAGUCCACAGGCCUGCCUUACAGAAUCCAUGUCAGUCAAAGUACAGUGGAUAUACUUCGGAGUCUAAAUGAAGGCUAUGAAAUUAUACCUAGAGGAAAAACAGAACUGAAGGGUAAAGGAGUAGAAGACACAUAUUGGCUAGUUGGGAAAAAAGGCUUUCUGAAGCCCCUACCUAAACCUCCUGAUACAAAGUCAGGUCACAACUGGCCAGAUAUGUUGUCCCGGAAACUCAGAUCUGUCCUGAAGGGCACAAAGAGGACACUGACAAAAGCGACAUUUAAAGAGCUGGGGAGCAUGAAAGAGGCUGAAAUAAGUAUUGAAGAGGAUGAAAUCUGAGAAGAGCACAGCAAAGAACUAGUAAGACUGGGAUGGACACCUUGAAACCAACCAAGUAGAGGAGCUCACACGCUCCUUUUAAUUCCCUUCCAGCCAAACCCAGUAAAACUGAUAAAGCCUCUUAGCUCUUGCAGGAGGUGAACCUGAGCGGUUAGCCGAAUCCUGGCCAUCAUCUGUUGUGAGAUUUGACAUCAUCUCAGAGCUGUACUUGUGUCUUUUUGGCAGGGAUCCAUUGGGGAGGGAAGUGAUGGUAAUGGUAAUGUCAACUGUUCAUCAGCAUCUGUCACAAAGGUGAACCCAAAGAAUUUUUUAGCUAUGUCUGCAUGGCAACACAAACAUGUCCAGCUGCACUUGGGAUUGGAUUAGAGUUUAUUAUUGUAGGAAACUCUAUUUUCAUGAAAAUCAGUGCAAUCCAGAGGAAAAUGUUUUUGGCAAUGACAAAAAAAUCUUUUACUUUCUCGUAAGGCGAAAUUUUGAAUCAAAAUGUUUUGUUCCUGCAUGUCAAUUUAAGCUGAACCUUUUCUUUUAAAUUGACAUUUCAGCUGCAAAUGCCAUUUUAAUGUUAUUUUCAAACUGAAAUGACAGUUUUGAAAUGAAACCGUUUGGUAUGAAUCAAUAUUUUCUUUCAAAUGCCAAAAUGUGAUUCUUCUCAAAAUGUCAAAAUAUGUGAUCUUCUCAAUUCCAGAUCUAAACUGGAAGAACAUUUUGUUUUUCUUUAUCGAGACACACAUAUAGUGUAUCUAAAACAUGUUAUACUUCUCAUCCCAAAGCAGGAUGAAAAUGGAAUGUCAAGAUAUUGGAAAACUGAGAUGCAGAGAAUAACAUUCUGCAGUUCCUUUAGGUUAGUAAUACUAAUAAGAUAUGAAUUUUCUUUCCUGCAAUAAUGGGGGUGAGGGAAUGAAAAAUACAUCACCUAAGCAGUGAAAAGCCUAAAAUACAUUACACUUUUCCUUCCCAAUCUCCAAGUGGUCUCAAAGGUAUAUCUCUUCAAAGUAAGCAUCACAACGAGCAAAAAUGCCUUUCUGCAAAGGAUCAGCAUUUGAUCUGCAAACACUUUUCACAAAUCGCACUUCAUCAAGGUCAAAUAAUUUUGUUGUUGGCCGCUUCUUUGUCCAAGUUUUUUUACCCCUGUACAAAUCUGGCUUCUAACAAACUUCUGGGAAUUGUUGUUCCCUCUUCUACAAGGCUGAAGAGAACUGCAGACAUGGUAAUUUAAUCAAUAUUACCACCAGAAGGUGCUCUUUGAAAACACAGAGACCUUUCUCAAGUUCAGAUUGAACUCUUCUCAUUAGAGUAACCAGAGCAGAUUUUUAUCAUUCAGAUGAUGAACAACAGUGAACAUCCACCCACGAAAUCUUCUUUGGUUAUUGAAAAUAUAUUUAUGAAAUGAGGCAAGUAAGACUCCACAAAGCUAAUUAAGAUACUAUUUUUCACAACUAAUUAACUGUAGCAAAUAUUAAAGGUGUACUCUCAAAGUAAGGGUUGUUUGGAGUAAAACCAUCUGAAAAGUGAAAAUAGAAUGGAAAUUCAUUCAGGUUCUUUAAUAAUGAGAUUCUGCUCUGUGACAUCUGUUUUUGUGACAGGAGGUUUUGCUUGUUUUGUGAUAGGAGUUGAAAUUCCAAGACAGACAAGUUUGCCCUUGAAAGACAUAUGUCAAAAGGCUUAUAUGACACUUGAGCUGUCAAACAGGGCUUAGGAGAGCUUUCACCUUUGGCUCUGUGCUCACUCUCAGCAUAUUCAUUCAGGAAUCAGAAAGGCUUGAUGCUCUUGCAUCAAUGAGUAUUCCUUGGAAAAGCCUAUGAGUAGUCAAGGCUGGCCUUCAAAUGAAGAUGAAUACCCCCAAAGAUGUGCAAAAGGAGAAUCAUUUGGCUAAAUACAGCCCUGUAGGGUGCAGUCUGAGACAGCCACUCAGACGGGUCCUCUAACAGUCAGAGAAGGGAAACAGGCACUUCUCAGGAGUGUUUCUUAGGUUCCUACAGGUGGAUACUGCUGUGCGUGCUAGCUGUCUCAGUUCUCAUUACAGCUAAUGGAUUUCAGUUCGAAAAUCCAAGAAGCCUAAUGACUCAGCUGAGCCUAAAAUGGGUGCGUACGUUGGCCUGCACAGUCAUCCCUGGACUUCACUACUGGUAAAAUCUCCAUUCAAGCAAUGGAAGCCUGGUGCACACAGUGCCACCCAAACCCGAGGUACUUGUGGUACAACUCAGCUGCUGAAACACAGGUGGUUAAUACCAUUUGCGAUGCCCUUCGUGAACCUGGCAGUGUUAGAUUUACAGUUGGACUUUAUAAUCUUAAAGAUCUGUUCCAAUCUAAAUGUUUCUAUAAAUUUAUAAUUCUAUGAUUCUAUUAUUCUAUCUAAAUUGUCCAGAUAGAGCUGAUAAAUGACAUAGGACUAGAUCCUUUUGCAAUGACAGCUGGAGGCCAGAAAGCAGAUACUAAGAUCUGAAAUAAUAGUAGACAGUUAUAUUUAAUGAGAUACCAGGUAUCUGCAUGCAGAUGGAUGAACUGUGCCCUAAAAGUUCUUGCCAUCAACUCUAACAGGGGCUGCACUGAUCAGCUCAGGUGGAGAAACCUACGUCAUGGAUGACUAAAGUCAAAUUCUAUGCACCCUACUCCCACAUAGAUAACAUCACUGAUUCAGAGGAGCUGCUGGACUCUCUGACCUUUAACCUGGGCCUGGAAACUCUGCUAAUCCUUUCCGAAAUACUGUUCUUAUCAGCAUAGAGACAAAAAGGAUGUAAAAGAAGACACAUGAGCAGAAAAUAAAAUCUGUGAAGCAACUUGCUCUUAGCAACAUAAGAAAUCUGGCAGCUGAAGGAAUACCUGCCAUUAUUGCUCCUGAGAAACUUCCCAUAAUCCAUUUACCUGGUUGGACAGUGAGCAGGAAAGACAGAAAACUUUUAUUUCUGCUAUAUAUAAAUUAAACAUUUGUAAAUGCUUGAGAAAAACAACAAGACAACUCUUCAAUUGACCACUAUUCAUACAUUUUCCCUUUCAAUGUCUACAAAUAUGUACAAAUAUAUAUAUAUAUUAAUUUGGGGGUACCCAGUUUUUUAUUUCAUUCUUAUCCACUAAGAAAUAAUCUUUUGAGUAUGUGUUUUUGUUAGCCUGAGAAAAGACAAUUUUAAGAAAAUAUUCAUACCCAAACCCCAAAGUUUCCAGAUGAAGACCUUUUAAACAAGAAGAUUUCAAUCUGCCCUUCUGCACACAGUUCUGGGAUUCUUUCUUCAGCCUUCAGUCUUCUAAAAUAAACAACAUUCUUUGAAUUUGUUUUAAAAAGUAAAAUAGUAAAUCUGUGGGAAAGAGUGGCAGAGAAGCAAAGUUCUGAUCACUGAUGACUUUAGUAAUCCCAGGAUAAUUCUUAAUUCUCUUUGAAGUCAGCAGUAUCUCUUUUCCUCCUAAUUUCCACAGGAAGAGGCCAAUUCUCAUCCUUGAAUGUGAUAACCUCUGCUGUUAGAAAGCCAUUAAAUAUAUUUAUAUUUUCCCGGCAUAAUUCUGUUUAGACAGGUCUAGGUUUACUCAUGAGAUUUCUUCCCAUACUAAUUAAGAUCAGUGUGUUAGACUCUUUUCUUUUUAUUUUGCUCCUAAAACUAAUGUUCGGAUGAUGGAAUGAGGAAGAUGGGGGCUAAAAGCAGCAAAUGUAAUUUUUGUAGCCCUGCAGCAGACUUCUCAGAUGAUUGUGGACAAAUCACUUGCUGGAUUUCUAGGAUAGUGAAGCGUAUGCUCUAGAAACCACUAUCACAAGAACUUGCCAUGUGAUUGCAGGAGGUUUUACCAUUAAUGUUACAAGGUGAAUUUUAAUGUAAUUGUGCAAACCCACUGAGAGCUGUAGAUGUAUAUGUGCACAAUAUACACUGUCUGAAUAUAGUUCAUAUUUCACACAGUAUUCUUAACAGUGAAUUAAAACCAAAUGCCA